Messenger RNA from Chaetomium strumarium, 1197 nucleotides. RefSeq lists its product as uncharacterized. The coding region runs from base 97 to 921 and encodes 274 amino acids. Lineage: Eukaryota; Fungi; Ascomycota; Sordariomycetes; Sordariales; Chaetomiaceae. The transcript has 3 exons. The record is from RefSeq and is a predicted model, not a curated record.
UAGAACUUCAGUCGCGAUCAUUCUUCCUCCGAUCCACAUCUCUCUAUCUCUGCACAGAACCUCAACCAACAUCAAUAACCAACGAAAGCCUACAACAUGGCCGUUAUCGUACGCAUAUCGAUGGCAAUUUUGGAUAGAAUCAUCCGCCACAACCAUUUUUCGGUUAGAAAAUGGUUCUCGCUGAUUGCCUUAGCCUCCGCAGGGACCGCAGCAUCCGCUCAUGCCCAGCGGUACCCUGGCCACCACCCGGGGAACGUUGAAAAUGGCGGGAACAGCUACAACGGCAAUCCCAAGUACGGAAACUACGCAGCGUAUGGCGAAUUUGACCCCGAACGCGCGAUGAAGGUGCGGAGAAUCCACGGGAUCUUGGCGGCCGUCGCCAUGAUCGUUCUCUUCCCGAGCGGAUCCAUCCUUAUGCGCGUCAUUCCCGGCCCGCUUGCUAUCUGGGUGCAUGGGAUGACGCAGCUUGUGGCGUUCGUCCUGUUCACUGCGGCAGCUGCGAUGGGAUUGGGGCUCGUGCAAGAGGUCGACAGAGUUGGCAUCAGUCUGUGGGUUCGAGAGAACACAAACUACCACCUAUAUAUCGGCCUGGUCGUUUUCAUCUGUCUGAUGAUCCAACCCGCUCUUGGUGUCAUCCAUCACGAGAGAUUCAAGCAGCUGCGGCGUCGGCAGGUAUGGUCGUAUUUGCACCUCUUCAACGGCCGGAUCUUCAUCACCCUGGGCAUCAUCAACGGCGCCCUAGGGCUAUGGAUUGCUCGCGAAUCGAUCAUAUGGAAGGUCGUCUACCUCUUAGUGGCCGCCGCGAUUUGGUCUCUGUGGUUGGCUGUUGCGAUGUGGGGCGAGUGGCGUCGCUGGAGGGAGCGGCGUUUUCCCGCAGGAUUCCGUCCGGAUCGUAGGAGGGCAACGGGAACUACCUGGUAAGUAUUUGGACGUAGCAUUUUUGAUUUUUGCCAAGUUGGAGGCCUUGAUGUGUCUGGUCAAAACGGCAGACCUAGUGUUCUUUCUUUUCGCGUGGUAGUCCCGAGUUGGGAAUGUCAUACAGACUGGGUGCUACGGUAGCUUGAGUGUACCAUACUACUCGCUGGGCCUCCUAUGCGGGGACUGGGCUUGGCCGUUUUAGGAGGCCCAGUGAGUAGUGCUUAUUAGGUUCGUGGGAUCGUGAUCGAUUUGUUGCCCGCAGACUCUGCACUGCAGUAA